UAAGCCACAGUUGACUAGCAUUAACUAAUAGUUACAGGAUGACAAAGAUGGCGCUAAGGUGGCUAUGCAACCGCUUAAAUUUGACCUGUUUUGUGCCUCUGAACUCUGCCUUACGCAAUACAAAGUACCACACACGGGGUGCCGUACAAUACCUCUAACGCCACCACACAGCAGCCCUGGUUAAGACCGGGUCGUGUUAAACUUCAGUCCUCAUGGAGUCCUCUCAGUGCGGGUCCACGGCUCUGGAGCGCUUACCUUUCAACAACACCGCGCUGAAUAAGCUGCCGGUGGAUGACUCAAAGGAGCCCGGGUGUCGGACGGUACCAGCGGCAUGUUUCUCCCGAAUUCGGGCUCUUCAGCCGCUGGUACGUCCGACCUUCGUGGCCCAGUCCCAGUCAGCGCUGGCUCUGCUGGACCUGACGGUGCAGGACGUGCUGAGUAAUCCCCUGGGCCCGGAGUAUUUGAGCGGCUCCAGGCUGCUGCCGGGCUCCGAGCCGGCUGCGCACUGUUACUGCGGGCACCAGUUCGGCCUGUUUGCGGGACAGCUGGGAGAUGGAGCGGUGAUGUACCUGGGGGAGGUGGAGUCGGGCACCCACGGGCGAUGGGAGGUUCAGGUGAAAGGAGCAGGAGUCACACCUUACUCCAGAGAUGGUGAUGGCAGGAAAGUGCUUCGCUCCAGCAUCAGAGAGUUCCUGUGCAGCGAGGCCAUGGCCGCCCUGGGGAUACCCAGCACCCGUGCCGCCUCCCUUGUGACCUCUGACCUCUAUGUCAGCAGAGAUCCACUCAACAGUGGCAGACGCGUUCCCGAGCGCUGCUCCGUCGUCCUGCGGCUAGCCCCUUCCUUCAUCAGAUUUGGAUCUUUUGAGAUCUUUUUGGGCCGCGAUGAUUUCUCAGGCCUGCAGGGUCCUAGUGCAGGGCGGCAUGACAUCCGCGCUCAGCUGCUGGAUUAUGUCAUUGAGACUUUUUAUCCUUGCAUCCAGCAGACUCACAGCAACCGGAAAAACAGGAAUAUGGCUUUUUUCAGAGAGGUGAUGAUGCGAACUGCUAAACUAGUGGCCCAGUGGCAGUGUGUUGGUUUUUGCCAUGGCGUCCUUAACACAGACAACAUGAGCAUCUUGGGUCUUACUCUGGAUUAUGGCCCCUUUGGUUUCAUGGACAGAUUUGAUCCAGAUUUCGUGUGCAACACUUCGGACAAAAAAGGGCGCUACUCAUACCAAGCCCAGCCGUCUGUGUGCCGCUGGAACCUGGCUCGCCUGGCGGAGGCGUUGGGCUCUGAGCUGGAUGUGGCUCAGGCAGGGGCUGUCCUGGAUGAAUUCACACCCACAUACGAAGCCUUCUACCUGUGUAUCAUGAGGAAAAAGCUGGGCCUUGUGAGGAAAGAGGAGGCAGAGGACAGAGAGCUCAUAUCAGACCUGCUGCGUCUCAUGCACGACACUGGUGCAGAUUUCACCAACACCUUCCGUCUGCUGAGCCGUGUCCCCUGGCCUGAGGAGGGCCACAGUGAGAGGGCCACAGUGGGACAAGUAGUGGACCUCAUCCUUGAGCAGUGUGCCUCUAUUGAGGAGCUAAAGGUGGCUAAUAAGCCAACUAUGAAGGACCGUGAAUUGGCGAUGAUUCUGUCCAUGGCACAGACCAACCCAGUUAUGUUUGGGAUGGUGGCAGACACACCAGGUGUUUCCCAGCAACUGGAACGGAUGGGACGGCUAAAGGAGCUGCUCGAGACAGAUCAGGAUGAACUGAAGAGAAAGCAGCGUGAUGACUGGAUACGCUGGGUUAGCCGAUACAGGAGGCGUUUAGCCAGGGAGUAUGAUGGCACAGUGGACUUGUCUCUCAUCAAAAAGGAGAGGCUGAGCCUCAUGAACAGCACCAACCCUCGCAUUGUCCUACGCAACUACAUCGCCCAGAAUGCAAUUCAGGCUGCAGAAAAGGGAGACUUCUCUGAGGUCAACAGGGUCCUCAAAGUUCUGGAGAAACCAUAUUCUGAUGCAUUUGAGCUGGAGCCUUCAGAUGGACCUAAUGCCAGUGAACUGACUGUUGCCUAUGACAUGAAACCUCCUGCCUGGGCACAAAGAAUUUGUAUCACCUGAUCCUCUUAGAGCCUCCCAGACAGGUGAAGUAAAGAGGUCUGUAUGGUGGACCACAUAGGCCUUAGUUUUCAGGGCAAGAUGUCAAACAAGAUGUGGGUAGCUAGUCCUGUUAAUACUGCUCCUGUUCUCCACUUCCAAUGCAGACUUCUUUCCUACUUCCUGAAGGGUGGUUGAUAUAUAACCAGUGUGUUCCAGUGUUCAUCAGUAUGGUCAUAGGUCAUUAUUAUGUUUGUGUCAUAAUAAUGCUUUUAUUGCAGAGUUCAAAGCUAAGAGUAAUACACCAGCACAAAUACAGACAAUUUGGUGAUGAUAUUCAAAAUAUAUGCUCAAUGAACUUGCUGAUGAAGUAUGAUGGCUCAGAUGACCAGUCAACAAUGACCUGUCUGGGUCUGAAACACCAGGAACACACUGAUAUUAAUUAUUUACAGACAGUGCACUUAUAAGGUCAACAUGUCAGUACAGUAGUGUCAUAUAUGAGCAGUUCACAAUGUGUACCAUAAUUGAACUGUAGAUAGAAUAGAAAUGACAGUUUCUCAAAGUUUGAAAUAAAAGAUCAUGUGUUGUUAUCAUUA
Dicentrarchus labrax (European seabass) is the source of this 2659-nucleotide messenger RNA. It is a transcript of the gene selenoo2, whose product is annotated as selenoprotein O2. The record is from RefSeq and is a predicted model, not a curated record. The transcript has 10 exons. NCBI's taxonomy places the organism in Eukaryota, Metazoa, Chordata, Actinopteri, Moronidae.